AUGCUGGUAGACGUUCGCCAUAGCUUGACCGGAGAAGUACUGAUGCAGCUUGAAGCCAACAGUGACCUUUCCAGGUGGGAAGUGAUGGCCCAGGUGGCUGUCCACCGAGGACUCAUGACACCAUACCAAGUCGCUGUGAACCCUGACCUUGUUUCCAAGCAAGCUUCGCCUCUGCACAUCAUAGCAACACGUUCGGCGGCUGACGGUUGUGAAGUACGGAUCAUUGUGCAUCCGUUACAAUAUCCAACAGCAGCACAGUACCAUCGGUUGAUGGAAGCACUAUAUAGAAAAGAUGCAGGAGAGGUUGCUAAGCUCCUUGGAAGAGGAUUAGACCUCACGUGCCUCGUCCCCCCAGGAGGCCAUACCAGUGCGCUGCUGACAAUGGCGAUGUUGAAAGACCAUGAUAGGGAGCCAUACACAACAUCCAGUUCAAGUGUCUCCCUAAAAUACCCGUGUCCAGAUGCCUGUCUCACAUUUUUACUAUUGCAGGCCAAAGUUGAUCCCAACAUCCUCCCGCCGAAGCAGCAACCAACGACCAUGAUAGGGUUGGCAGUAGCUUUGAAGAACCAGCCCCUCGUCCAAUUACUAUUAGACGCCGAGGCUGAGGUUCAUCCUGAUGAAGCCACAGUCCCACCGCUAAUCAUUGCUGUGCUCCACCAGCAUGAAGGUAUUGUGCAGGCAUUACUGACUGCCAGAGCUGACCCUUGGCGGAGCACGCCAGUGGGCGCUCUCCUUGAUUGCCCAUGGAGCAAGUGGGUCCAUCCAUGGACGGAGCCGGUUAGUGCCGUGCGGGUGGCAGCAUUGCAAAGCCCAUCACAGACAAUGGUGGGCAUAUUGAUGAAUGCACCUGCCCGCAUAGGCUCGUGGGAGGCAAGUCAGCCCUUGCACCUACCAGUGCCCAUAAGCAUGGCUUACUCCGAGCGAGCCAUGAAGUUGCUCACCAAAGUUAUCGAAGAUUACCCACGGCGCACUGGCCCCCAUCGACCACUUAUCGGACAUGAGUCGCUGCACUGGCGAAAGCUAAUGGCAGGGCUGUAUCUUCCCAAGCUACCGCCUGGGUGGCUGCAAUCUGAAGAUAUUUCGGCUGCCAAUUGCUACCUGCUGCGGCAGAUGGAUUAA
This is a messenger RNA of Cladocopium goreaui, 1119 nucleotides long. Lineage: Eukaryota; Dinophyceae; Suessiales; Symbiodiniaceae. The record is from the annotation of a GenBank genome assembly.